This is a messenger RNA of Eriocheir sinensis (Chinese mitten crab), 5503 nucleotides long. RefSeq lists its product as uncharacterized. Bases 3248 to 5227 code for a protein of 659 amino acids. The record is from RefSeq and is a predicted model, not a curated record. Gene Ontology annotation, molecular function: G protein-coupled receptor activity. Gene Ontology annotation, biological process: G protein-coupled receptor signaling pathway. Lineage: Eukaryota; Metazoa; Arthropoda; Malacostraca; Decapoda; Varunidae. The transcript is spliced from 5 exons. Gene Ontology annotation, cellular component: membrane.
AGCCCGGCCGUGUUAGCCUCAGUCUGGCCCGGGUCGUGGCGGUGGAGGGUCACGCCCCCCCAACCUCGCGCUUCUUAACACAACCCUCGGAUCCUACGCCCGCGGCACAGAGGAGGCACGCCGCAGGACACCCCUUCCUCGGCAGGGUCCCAGGGGCGGCGCGAGGCCCUGCAGCCCCUGGGGUAGUACGGAGGCGCCACCUGGUAACACGCGCAGGUUGGACGAUGAAGAAACACAGCAGAGAAACACCAAACGAAGGAAUAAUGGAGGAAGAGAGAAGAAGAAACACACACGGAGAGAGAGAGAAGAGAGAGAGAGACACAAGCAGAGAGAGAUACACUCUGCCAGAAACCGAGUGAAAGAGAGAAAGAAAGAAAGAAACAAAAAAUAAAAAGAGCGAAAGAAAGGACGAAACAAACAAACAUAUAAAGAUAGAGAGAAAGAAAAAAGAAAAAGAUAAAAGAAAGAAGAAAGGAUAAAAAAAACGAAAGGACGAAACAAACAAACAUACAAAGAUAGAGAGAAAGAAAGAAGGAAAAGAUAAAAGAAAGAAAAAAUAAAGCGAAAGAAAGGACGAAACAAACAAACAUAAAGAAAGAAGGAAAAGAUAAAAGAAAGAAGAAAGAAAAAAUAAAGCAAAAGAAAGGACGAAACAAACAAACAUAUAAAGAUAGAGAGAAAGAAAGAAAGAUAAGAUAAAAGAAAGAAGGAGAAAGAAGAACAAAUAAAUUAAGAAAGUGUGUAAAGCAACAAAAACAAACAAACAAACAAACAAAAAACAUUCUCUUCAAGGCCACACACACACACACACACACACACACACACACACACACACACACACACACAUACUCACCUGUGCCAAAAUCCCCCCCACCCCCUCCCCCUCCCUGUGCCCUUGAGUUCUUAACGUGACGGACAGUUAACAACACACACCUGAGAGGCUUUAGGGUGACAUUACCUGUUCGUUCCCUUAAUUAACGAAGCCCCACUCACCUGUCCCCUUGAAAACACACCUAAGCCCUUUUCUUUUCCCUUUUGUAUCCCCUUUCUUUAUCAGCCUUUCUUCCUUCCCUUCUUACCACAUAUACCUGUCCCUUUGAAUACACACCCAAGCCCCUUUCUCUUUCCAUUUUUUCUCCCCUUUCCUCCCUUUCCUUAGCCCCCUCUCUUCCUCCUCUUCUUUAGUCUCCCCUUCCUCCCUUUUCCCUUCCUAUCCACAUAUUCCUUCCUUCUCUUCCCUUCUCUCUCCCCUUCCUUUUCCCCAUAUCCCCUUUCUUUAUAUUUCCUUUUCUUCGUUUUCCCCUUUCUGUACCUUUCCUUGUCCCCAUCUCCCUUCUCCUCCGAUCUCUCUCCCCUUCUUUAUCUCCCCAUCUCCCCUUCUCCCCAUACCAAAUAAACACACACAAAAAAAAAUCUAUCUGAAAUGGACGAUAAAUUCAUAAUAUCACCAUAAAGAAAGUUGAACAAGAAAGGGAAAUAAAACGAAAAAGGUGAAUAAAUAAAUAAAAAGUAUCCCAUUGAAAAAAAAGUCAACAGCAUCCCAUUUUCUUUCCCUGGUCGUUACCGUUUUCUUUGACUUUCAUUUCCUUGUUCGCCGCCCCCAUUCAUAUAGACGACCAGCAUUGUGUUAUAGUCCCCCCCUAAGCGCCCUUCCUUUGGCUCCCUUCCUCCCCUUCUCUCUCCUUCCUUCCUUUCCUCCAAUCGUUUCCUUCUCGUUAUCUCUCUCUCUUCCCUUCUACAGUAUCGCCUCUCCCUCCUUUCCUCCAAUUCUCGUUCCCUCCUUGAUAUCUCUCUCUUCUCUUCCCUUCUUCCUUCCUUCCCUCUGUUCCUCUCUCCCCUCCUUCCGUCUCCAAAGCCAUCCUUACGCACAUACACACGCACACACAAACACACACACAAAGAGAAGAGAUAAAAGUCUUGUCAGGGGAAAAUUGAUAAGAGAAGAGGAAAGAAAGAAAGAGAAGAAAGGAAUGUUAAGAUGAAGACAGGACAUAGCAAGUGAGUGGUGAGAAACAGACAGAAAAACAGAUAGACAGACAGACACACAGUUCCUCGUCGACAGUUAAACACAAAUAAAGUAAAAGACAUGAAAAUAAGCAAAAAAGAAAAGAAAGAAAGACAUACAAAGCUACUUAAGAACAAAACUAACCCAAAAAUAUAUAUACAAGUUUGAUAAAGAAGGAAUAACAGAAAAAAAUACAAGUAAACACAGACACAAAGAGAAGAAAACAUUCAACUGGAAGGCAAAAAGAACAACAAAAAAAGAUAAAUACACAAAAAAAAAUAAAACGACAAAAAAAAGAAUAAAAAACCCGAGUGAAAAGUGAAAAUAUAAACGAAAGGAAUAAAAACAGAAGGAAUGAAAACCAAACCGGUGGAGAGAGGAAGAAAAAUAUAAAAGGAAAAGAAAGAGAAAACACGCAAAUAGAAAGAAGGGGUGGGCGGAAAAAUCCCCAAAGAACAGAUAAAAAAAAUUAAUCGAAUAUAAACUUUUGAAAACUUUGAAAGGAAGGAAAAAAGGAGAUAAAAAACACGAACGAAGGGAAGAACAGAAAACGGGAAGAAAGAAAAACGAAAGAGGGGAGAGAACAAAAUAAAGGACAUACAACAAAAAGAAAAAAAAAACAUUAAUGAAAAAAGAAACAGAAAAGUGGAGAUAAUCAUAAAGAACGGGAAUUAAGAACAAAGAACGGGUGAAGGGAAGCGAAUACACAAUCAUAAGAGAGAAAAAUAAAAUAAAAGAAAAAGAAAAACAAGUGAGAGAAAAGCAAAGAAGUAAAGAAAAACAGACCAAAGAAAACUAAGAUACUUUUAAAGGGAAAAACAAAUGGAAAGGUGAAGGAAAAGAGGAAGUAAAGAGAAAAGAGGAAAACAAAAGGAAAAUAAGAGGGAAAUAGGAGGAAAAGAGGAAAUCAGAGAAAAAUAAGAGGAAAACAAGAGGAAAAGAGGAAAAUAAGAGGAACAUAAAAGAAAAAUAGGAGGAAAACAAGAGAAAAAUAGGAGGAAAAUAAGAGGAAAACAAAAGGAAAGUAAGGGGAAAAUAAGACGAACCAAACAAAGACGAACACAAAACCAAACACACAAAUGAAAAAAUAAAAAUAAGACCACACAAAAAAGUACAAAUAAAAAGAAAACAAUAAAGAGGAGAACCCUUAGAAAACGAGUGCCAAGUCUAUCUCUUCCCAUGCCACCAAGAGGACUGAAGAGGAAGUAAGGGCGGCGAGAGGCGGCAUCGCGGGGUAGUGACAUGCCCGUGGUGGCUGCUGUGCUCCUGACAGCCACCCUCCUGGGGAUAUGCUUCAACUGUUACAUCCUAUUCCUCUCCUGCACACAGAACUUCAGACAGACCCGCACCACCACCCACAUCCUGCUGCUCCACCUGGGCAUCAUCGACCUCCUGCUGGCCGCCAUCUUCCUCUUCGCCCUCUUUCCGUCGUUUCUGAAGGACGAGUGGCUGGGCGGCGCCGGGUGCUGGGUGGCGGGCGGUGCGUGGGCCACCCUGCACGUGGCCGCCGUCUGGACGCUCACGGCCCUCAACCUGGACAAGUAUGUGGCCAUCGCCGCGCCGCUGCACUACGCGCGCUUCGUGUCGCCGCCGCGCGUGGCCGCCGCCGUCGGCGUGUCCUGGGUGCUGGCCGCGGCUCUCUGCGCGCUGCCCAUGGCGCUGCCGGGGAUGCGCGGCGCUCCGCGGCCACCGACGGGCUGCUCGCCGGACCUGGCCUCGGCGCCGCCACUGCUGGGCCGUGCCUACGCCGUCCUGCUGGCACUGCUCGGCUACCUGCUCCCGGCCCUGCUCGUGGCCACCGCCAACUUCCGCAUCCUGGUCAUCGCUCGACACCACCGCCACCGAAUCGUGACGGCGCUGUGGGACGUGACGGUGUCGGCCCAGGCCACAGUCACGCCGCAGCGCUCACACUUCUACCUCAGCCGCUACCGAGGCCGCUCCGCUGCCACCACCGUGUGCCACCUGGUGGGCACCUUCCUGCUGCUGUACCUGCCGCCCGCCGCCUGCGUGCUCUACGAGGCAAUGGGCCGCGUGCAGCCUCCCCACACCCUCGCCCUGGCAAACCUCACCCUCCUCACCCUGGCGCCCGCCAUCAACGGCUUCGUCUACGGCAUCAAGAGCAAGGUGCUCAGAAAGAACUUCAAGAACUUUCUGCGGAAGCGGCUGUACCGCAGCGAGGUGAACUACGAGAUACAGUCCCGCGCACCGUCCGUGUCCGCGUCGCGCCGACCCUCGGUGACGCCGUCCCUGUCCAUGCCGCUGCAACACAAGCUGCAGCGGCGCAUGUCGGAGAUCCUGGUGCAGCCCGGCGCCGCGGCGGCCGGCGACCCAGCGGCGCCGCGCCUCGUGCGGCGCUCUUCAGAGCUCAGCAUGCGCGGUCGCGGCUCCAGCUGCUCCAUCGCCCGCGAGACGCCGCCGCCGCGGCCACCCAGCAGCUCUCCGCAGGGCGUGCAGAGCGGGCAGAGUCUGCAGGGCGUGCAGGCUGAGCCACCCGCGGCGGAGCAAGCGACGCCCUCACCCAAAGAGGCCUCGCCCCCCAAGAGCCCCCUGGUGCGUACCUCGCGAGUGUUCCGCUUCCUGACGCAGUCCAGUAGUCUGGAGGAGGGCACCGGCCAUGACGUGGAGGGCGGCGGCCCGCCACUCACCGCCACCCACCGGCCCUCCCUGCGGCGGGCACUGUUCGCCCGCAACAAGCAGAAGAGUCUUGACUUCGAGAUGACGAGUCUCACGCCGAGCGAGGAAGCCGCGGAGGUGCCGCCGCGCAGCGCCUCGCAGCAGGUGGUGGGGGAGCCGGCCUCUCCCUCCCUGACGCGUCCGCUGCUGCUUACGCGCCACCAGCCGCCGCCGCCGCUCUCCCCGGCCAGGAAGACCAAGCGAGUCUCCUGGUCCUCGGACAGCUUUUCGGACUCGCCGCUCGAGUCAGACAGUGACGCCGUGACGCCCACGGCGGCGGCGGUGGCGGCGGCAGUAGCGGGGUCGGCUGUGCCACGUUACCGCACCAAGGCGCUGCUGCGGCACAACGGCCUCCGCUUCCAUUUCUCCAAAGUGUCGCUGGAAAGGAUAGACUCGGAGGACACGCGCGCCCCGCCCCUGGGCGGCCCCGGCCCGUCGCCACCCCCCGCCCUAGCCCUGGUGCACGCCCCCCUCCCCCAUGCAAACGGCAAGGUCGUGUCCAGCCUGAACGGCCGCGCCACCAUGCUGUUGGCCGGGGCCCAGGACUGAACGGCGUCCCUGCCACCAGGAAACACUGACCAGAGAAACACUGGCGCCUCGCAGCCACGCCACGCCCCCUACCCCCCUCAAUUCCCUGUGGGGCUGCCACACCAGCUCGCCGGCAGGUGUGCCCCGCCCCGUGCACUCUUCAUUCCAGCGGGGCAGCCCCUUAGUAUCUCAGGCCCGUCGCGUUGCCACGCCCGGGCACGCGGCGCGCAGCACAAUGCCUGUUGUCCUCCACGCCCAAGACACUCUGGCUGCCUCCGCGUCCGGCCGCCCCCACCA